AAGGAAGCUCCAUUCCACUACUUCUUCGCAAAACCAACAAUGGCUUCCCCCAAGCAUACAGCCUUCGCCGCGGUGGUAGCUUUUAUGCUAGCCACCACUCACGCGCAGCUCAACCCUUUCUACUACGCUUUGACAUGCCCUCUCCUCCCCGGGAUCGUCCUCGACGUGGUCUCCCGAGCUUUAAAGACCGACGACCGAGCUGCUGCUAAGCUCAUCCGCCUCCAUUUCCAUGAUUGCUUUGUCAAUGGGUGCGACGGCUCUGUUUUGCUGGAGGAUGCACCAGGCAUCGACAGUGAACUAAACGCACCUCCCAACGAUGGGAUUCAAGGGGGUGACAUCGUGGACAACAUCAAAGCAGAAACAGAACGCUUCUGUCCGGGCGUUGUCUCCUGCGCUGACAUCCUAGCCAUUUCGUCUCAAAUCUCUGUUUUCUUGUCAGGAGGGCCAAUUUGGGUAGUGCCAUUGGGUAGAAAAGACAGCAGGAUAGCCAAUAGAACAGGAACCUCAAAUCUCCCCGGUCCAUCAGAAACUCUCAAAGGACUCAAAGACAAAUUUGGGGCUCUUGGGUUUGAUUCAACCGAUCUCGUGGCUCUAUCAGGAGCCCACACGUUCGGGAAAUCCAGAUGUAUGUUCUUCAGUGGACGCUUCGACAACUUCAACAACACCGGCAGACCCGACCCAACGCUCGACCCUGCUUACAGGGAGCAGCUCCGACAACUCUGUACAACCCAACAAACAAGAGCGAAUUUCGAUCCAACCACACCGACCAAAUUCGACAAAGCUUAUUACAGCAAUCUCCUGAACCUGAAAGGCCUUCUCCAAAGUGACCAAGAGCUCUUCUCCACACCCAGGGCUGACACGACUGCCAUCGUCAAGAACUUCGCCGCCAACGAGCGUGCGUUCUUUAAACAAUUUGUGAAAUCCAUGAUCAAAAUGGGUAAUCUCAAGCCGCCUUCCGGCAUCAGAUCAGAAGUCAGAUUAAACUGUAGAAGGGUCAACGCAGCCAGUGGGCAUGAUGUUAUGUAAUAUCAUUCCUCUUGUAACCUCAAUAAUCAAAGCUUCAGCUUUGAAGAUCUAUCUAUUUCAUCCACUAGCGUCGGAUAUCAAACCCAAA
Messenger RNA from Cucurbita pepo subsp. pepo (vegetable marrow), 1114 nucleotides. Its product is annotated as peroxidase 2. Gene Ontology annotation, molecular function: peroxidase activity; heme binding. The record is from RefSeq and is a predicted model, not a curated record. NCBI's taxonomy places the organism in Eukaryota, Viridiplantae, Streptophyta, Magnoliopsida, Cucurbitales, Cucurbitaceae. Gene Ontology annotation, biological process: response to oxidative stress; hydrogen peroxide catabolic process.